Molecule: messenger RNA, 1192 nt
Organism: Pieris napi
Lineage: Eukaryota; Metazoa; Arthropoda; Insecta; Lepidoptera; Pieridae
Product: transcription elongation factor 1 homolog
Exons: 3
Coding region: 247-495 (82 amino acids)
Biological process (GO): transcription elongation by RNA polymerase II
Cellular component (GO): transcription elongation factor complex
Molecular function (GO): RNA polymerase II complex binding
Source: RefSeq, a predicted model, not a curated record
AGAGGCUAUCGUUGACGAUUGACGUAUCUCAGUACGACAUUUAGCAAGUGUCGCCGUGUGUUUGAUUUCUGUUUCAAUAUUUUUCUUUGAUGUGUGGUGUGCUAUUGACUACUGUUACUUAUUUAUGUAUUUAAUAUAAUUAAUAUUGUUCGUUUAUCCGGACAACAAUUAUAUAAAAGUCCUUAUUUUAGUCUUAGUCCUUAAGUCCUAAUUAUUUAUAUUAUUAAUCACUAAGCAUACGCCGCAAUGGGUCGUCGCAAAUCGAAAAGAAAGCCGCCAGCCAAACGAAAGGCAAUAGAACCUUUGGAUCAACAGUUUAACUGCCCUUUUUGUAAUCACGAAAAGUCUUGUGAAGUCAAAAUGGAUCGAGCAAGGAAUACAGCGCGUAUAGUAUGCCGGGUUUGUUUAGAAGAUUUUCAGACUACCACAAAUGUUUUAUCUGAGCCAAUAGAUGUUUACAAUGACUGGGUAGACGCUUGUGAAAGUGCAAAUUAGUUAUAUUAUGUCCAAUUUAAUUUCAACUACAUUUUAUUAUUGUGUUAUGGAAUCUAUUCAUUCUAAUCAGAUACAAUUUUUAUCUGAUAUCAGGUUAUUACUAAGUACUUGUAAGUGCUCAUUUCUCGAGUUGUUCUAUAGUAAUGUUCUAUUUUAGUUGAGAUUUAUAUGUAAAAAUCUUGUUUUAGUUUAUUGAUUACAAGCUUUUAAAUAAUUUGCUACUGUGGUUGUUAAUAGCCUUUAUGUUAAUCCUCUUUAACAUAGAUAAGCUUAAUAGAAACCAAUUUUGAUUUUUCCAAUAAGAUUAUUCCAUUGUGUAAACAAAGUAUUUAUUAAUGGAAAAAUCCAAAUGUGUAAUAACUAACUUAAAUUUCUCCUGUAGUUCAAAAUGUAUUCUCUACAUUACAAACAUUAAAAAAAGGCAAAAUUGUUUUAAUAUAUUUUAUUUAACAGGAAAGAGCAAAGAUAAAUGUGCUAUGGUACAUCUUCAAUUCCAUCUUUGCUAUAAAUUAUUUAAAAUCUUCACAUUCAGAGAAAAAUAGUUGCUUUAUCCACAUACUACAGAACAUCAAAUUACUGUGCUCGAAAAGCUGAUUUGACUAUGAAUAUAUCUAAUAUUUUAUUGUAUUCCAUUCGCUGAUCAUUUGUUGGAAUGUAAACUUUAUAUACUAUGAUUAAUAAACACUUGAAUAAUUUA